CGGUGGCGCAGCGGUGAGCGACUCCGCGAAGUCGGCGACUUCACAACCGCGAUCUUCAAUGCUGGCAAGGAAUCCGAUGAGCUGCAAAGUUAUUUUACACAAAUCUCCGGUUUAGUUGCAACGACAAACAAUCCCCAAAGAAAAAAAAACCCGAUAGGAGUGCAAAGUAUAUAAAAGUAUCCGCUCACUCUUCUCGCGAGAGAAUGACUCGGAGGUGCAAGGAAUCAAAGACAAGCGGGAACACAGCCCUGUGGGCUGUGCCCGUGAUUGACGGUAAAGUCACGAUGACGACACCACCACAGCGGCUGCGUGUGGCCGUGGUGGGAGCCGGUGCGGCGGGCCUGUGCACCGCUCGCCACAUCUUGGAUAGCCCUGCUGACUUCGUGGCGCCGGUUGUGUUUGAGAUGGACUCCGUGGUGGGAGGGACCUGGGUUUACAAGGAACUGCCGCCUGAAUCCGACGCAAGUUGCCCUGUCUUCUCGAGCCUCUACCGUGACCUCAGGACAAAUCUGCCCAAGGAGGUGAUAGCCUUUCCCGACUUCCCAUUUGACAAGAAUCUGCCGUCCUUUAUACACCACAGCGACAUGCGAGCCUACCUGGAUCAGUACGCCGACCACUUCAGCAUUCAGCCACACGUGAAGUUCCAGUGGCGGGUGGAGCUGGUGCAGCCGGUGCCGGGACCAGCUGGCACAGAGGACAGCGUGGCCUGGGACGUGACAGCCUGCAGCCUGACCGAUGGGCACCGCACCACGCAGCGCUACGACGCAGUCAUGGUGUGCAACGGCCACUAUUCUGAACCGCACGUGCCAGAUAUUCCCGGCGUCAGUCUCUUCCGUGGUGAGAUCCUCCACAGCCACGACUACCGCAGCGCCGAGCGCUUUGCGGGCCGGCGCGUGGCGCUGCUCGGCGCCGGUGCCUCUGGCCAGGACAUUGCCGUAGAGCUGUCCGGCAUGGCGAGCUAUGUCCUGCUCUGCCACCGCGGCGCCAAGCCGCUCCCCUCCGCACUGCCACCCAACGUUCAGCAGGCACCCACCGUGCUGGCGCUGACGGAGAGCGGCGUGGCGUUGGCCGACGGCACGGAGCACGCGGUUGACGCGUUCGUGUUCUGCACGGGCUAUCGCUACUCCUUCCCCUUCCUGGCGGAGGAGGCGGGGGUCUGCACGGGCGACGACGAGCGAACGGUGGUGCCGCUCUACCGACACCUUGUCCACGUGGCCAUGCCGACAAUGUUCUUCAUCGGGUUGUGCAAGGUGGUCGUCCCCUUCCCACUGUUCGACUGCCAGGUGCGUUUCUCGCUGGCGACGCUGGUGGGCCGCGCGUCCCUCCCGUCACGCGGCGAGAUGGAGGAGGAGGCACGGCGCGAGCGAGAGCAACGCCGUGCGGCGGGGGUCCCCGAGCGGCGCGAGCUCAUGCUGGGGGAGCGGCAGUGGGGGUACAUGGCGGAGCUGGCGCGGUUAGCCGGCGCCCCCCACAUGGCGCCUUGCGUGCGUGAGAUCUACGACGACGUGGCGAAGCGGCGUUCACUCGACCUGCUUGCGUACCGCAGCGUUAACUACGAGGUGACUGGGCCAGAGUGCUGGUGCUUGCUGCCUGGUGAUGGCGGCAGAUGAGAUGGUGCAAAAGGCAAUAGUGGAAGAUAAGAGGGUGGCAGAGGAGGUGGGAGAGGAGAUGGCAGGAGAGGAGAUGGUGAGACAGGCAGUGAUGGGAGAUUUACGGAUGUUGAUGCUGGUCGAUGAUUAAUUAAUCUAUGUGAGGAGAUAUGGCGAAUGUGUGUUCUGCACUUCACGUGCACAGCCUUGGAGUUUUUUGACAAUAAUAACACGUUGAAGCCUUUUGUGAAUUCAUUCUAUUGCUGAUGAAGGACUCUCCACAACUGGUACAACGUUGCAGUUGUGUGACCAUACUUCAUCAUGCUGGUCAGUGUGGUUUGUUGAAAUAAUAAUGUAUUUGUUGGAGCGCCGCUUGGUCACUACCAUUGAUCAGAUUGAAUGUGAUGCGUGCUCUUUGUCCCAUGGCACUGGCUUUUGAGAAGAAGGGCUUCUUACCCGGGGGGUUCAUUGGUCCCCUCAGGGCAGAGGUCGCAAACGGGUUUUGAUUCCUUACCCGUACCCGGCCGCACCAGGGUCGCAAAUGGGUAACCGUACCCUACCCGAUACCCGGCCGGGUACGGGUAGCCGGGUAUCGGGUAGGGUACGGGUAUCGGGUACCCGAUUUCGACCUCUGGGAUGAAGCCAUGUUGCAGGCGCGGGUGGGUUGAUUCUAGGAACUUGAAUUGUGAGAAGAAACAAGACGUUGGGAAAUGAGUGACAAACGGUUACUCACCAGUGACUCACGGCCUUCUCACUCAUUGGUUGGGGUGAGUUACGUGCGGCUACCUGUACCCGUACCCGGCCGCACCAGGGUCGCAAACGGGUACCCGUACCCGUACGGGUAGCCGGGUAUCAGGUAGGGUACGGGUAUCAGGUACCGUAUUGCGACCUCUGCCUCAGGGGUCCUGGGGCAUCCUUGGGGUGAGAAGGAGGUGGGGGUCUACAUCAAGGUAGGGGCCUCAGAGGGGGCAACAAAGUGUUGAGGCAUUUCCAGCUGAAUCUGCACCCAAGGAGCUUUACAGUUGUCACUUUAACCCUCUCGUCUGUGAUUAAAAUCAAGUGAUGUUUGUUUGUUUAUUUGUGAUUUAUAUAUAAUUAAAAAAAUUCUGAUGACGUCUAUUACAGUCGAGACGGAGCUUCCCACCGGCGGUCAGCUGGAUAAUCGGUAGGGCCAGGGCAUCCGUGGCUACCACUCGAGGUGCUAAAUAUUUAGCGAUGCCAGUUUCUUCCGAAAGUGGCUCAUACGAGUGCUUAUUAUUUUACUAUUUUUGCUGAUUAAAGAUUGUUUCGUAAUUUAAAUAUUUCACUUAACAAUGCAAUGCAGGCAGGAACUAUCGUUUGCAAGAGUGUCAAAUGGUCUUGGAACCACUGGCGUUUGCCCAUCUCAAGUGGCAUCAACCCAGAUUUGGUUGGAACUGGACUCUCUGCUUCACCCAGGAGCCAAAUUGUCCACUGCCAGGUCGUCACACCGAGUAGAUGGCAGCCCUUUCGAGAGAGAACCGCCAUGCACCAGGAGAUUUGGGGAAUGCAUCACCAUGGAUGAAAUGACAACACAGAGCGCGGUCCACCGCAGUGGACAGGGCGGAUGCACAAUGGGGUUAAUGGUGGUCCGUGAGAUUGUGGGGGCGGUGGCUGAGAACUCUGACCCAAGGGGUAGUAGAGACCGCCUGCUUAGCUCGAUGGAUCACGUAUUGGUUGUUGCUCAGUGUGGACUCGCUGUGGCUCGAGGUGCUUCACAGGGGGGAGCGAUUGAAAGUUGGGGGUGGUUGGUGGGUGAAGUGCACAGUAACACGGCUGCAGAGACUGCUGAACCUGCAGCCACGGGUGAUGGUGCCACUGCUCUUGCAAUGCUGGUACUUCUUGCUGCUCCGACCAGGACAAUCGCAUUUUUCAAAGUGACCUGAGUCACCAAACGUGACUAUAGCAGAACAAAUUACUGUACAGCAAUUAAGUAAACCGCAACUAUAACAAAAAUAACUUACGUGAGAAUGUACACACAUAAACCAAUACAUCAAAUAUAUUAAAGUCUCUGCAGUGCAAA
This is a messenger RNA of Lethenteron reissneri (Far Eastern brook lamprey), 3630 nucleotides long. RefSeq lists its product as uncharacterized. The record is from RefSeq and is a predicted model, not a curated record. Gene Ontology annotation, molecular function: N,N-dimethylaniline monooxygenase activity; flavin adenine dinucleotide binding; NADP binding. Lineage: Eukaryota; Metazoa; Chordata; Hyperoartia; Petromyzontiformes; Petromyzontidae.